This is a messenger RNA of Closterium sp. Yama58-4, 1602 nucleotides long. The record is from the annotation of a GenBank genome assembly. Lineage: Eukaryota; Viridiplantae; Streptophyta; Zygnematophyceae; Desmidiales; Closteriaceae.
AUGCACACAGCGAGAAGCUCAUGCACACAGGCAUCUCAUGCACACAGGCAUCUCAUGCACACAGGCAUCUCAUGCACACAGGCAUCUCAUGCACACAGGCAUCUCAACAGCCAGGCAUCUCAACAGCCAGACAUCUCAACAGCCAGGCAUCUCAACAGCCAGGCAUCUCAACAGCCAGGCAUCUCAACAGCCAGACAUCUCAACAGCCAGGCAUCUCAACAGCCAGGCAUCUCAACAGCCAGGCAUCUCAACAGCCAGGCAUCUCAACAGCCAGGCAUCUCAACAGCCAGGCAUCUCAACAGCCAGGCAUCUCAACAGCCAGGCAUCUCAACAGCCAGGCAUCUCAACAGGCAGGCAUCUCAACAGGCAGGCAUCUCAACAGGCAGGCAUCUCAACAGCCAGGCAUCUCAACAGCCAGACAUCUCAACAGCCAGGCAUCUCAACAGCCAGGCAUCUCAACAGCCAGGCAUCUCAACAGCCAGACAUCUCAACAGCCAGGCAUCUCAACAGCCAGGCAUCUCAACAGCCAGGCAUCUCAACAGCCAGGCAUCUCAACAGCCAGGCAUCUCAACAGCCAGGCAUCUCAACAGCCAGGCAUCUCAACAGCCAGGCAUCUCAACAGCCAGGCAUCUCAACAGGCAGGCAUCUCAACAGGCAGGCAUCUCAACAGGCAGGCAUCUCAACAGCCAGGCAUCUCAACAGCCAGGCAUCUCAACAGCCAGGCAUCUCAACAGCCAGGCAUCUCAACAGCCAGGCAUCUCAACAGCCAGGCAUCUCAACAGCCAGGCAUCUCAACAGCCAGGCAUCUCAACAGCCAGGCAUCUCAACAGCCAGGCAUCUCAACAUCCAGGCAUCUCAACAGCCAGACAUCUCAACAGCCGGGCAUCUCAACAUCCAGGCAUCUCAACAGCCAGACAUCUCAACAGCCAGGCAUCUCAACAGCCAGGCAUCUCAACAGCCAGGCAUCUCAACAGCCAGGCAUCUCAACAUCCAGGCAUCUCAACAGCCAGGCAUCUCAACAGCCAGGCAUCUCAACAGCCAGGCAUCUCAACAGCCAGGCAUCUCAACAGCCAGGCAUCUCAACAGCCAGGCAUCUCAACAGCCAGGCAUCUCAACAGCCAGGCAUCUCAACAGCCAGGCAUCUCAACAGCCAGGCAUCUCAACAGCCAGGCAUCUCAACAGCCAGGCAUCUCAACAGCCAGGCAUCUCAACAGCCAGGCAUCUCAACAUCCAGGCAUCUCAACAGCCAGACAUCUCAACAGCCAGGCAUCUCAACAUCCAGGCAUCUCAACAGCCAGACAUCUCAACAGCCAGGCAUCUCAACAGCCAGGCAUCUCAACAGCCAGGCAUCUCAACAGCCAGGCAUCUCAACAUCCAGGCAUCUCAACAGCCAGGCAUCUCAACAGUCAGGCAUCUCAACAGCCAGGCAUCUCAACAGCCAGACAUCUCAACAGCCAGGCAUCUCAACAGCCAGGCAUCUCACGAUCGCCUGACCUACGCCCCCCUGUACAGCCCAGGUGUGAGCAGCCGAAUGUCAUGGAUGAAGUUCAUCCCUUCUGUCACCAUCGCUGUCAUCAGGCGCACCACAGGAGAACACACUAG